This is a messenger RNA of Megalobrama amblycephala (Wuchang bream), 3788 nucleotides long. Its product is annotated as NLR family CARD domain-containing protein 3-like. The record is from RefSeq and is a predicted model, not a curated record. The coding region runs from base 147 to 3323 and encodes 1058 amino acids. Gene Ontology annotation, molecular function: protein binding. NCBI's taxonomy places the organism in Eukaryota, Metazoa, Chordata, Actinopteri, Cypriniformes, Xenocyprididae. The transcript is spliced from 13 exons.
CCUGAAAGUGUUUCAGAGACUUCUGGAUUCUGUUCCUGCAGGACAAGACCGUCUGUACUGCUGAAGUCAUGCUGAGCAUCUGAUGGUCUUCAGCGACACAGAGACACCAGAGCUGAGCUGUUUUCAGUGUCAGUUUAUCUGCAGUAAUGUCAGAGGAGCGAGGAAAGGACUCUCUCUCUAAGAUGAGUCUCUCAGAGAAACAGAGUGAAAGAUCAGACUCAGAUGUGUUCAGCUUUGUGCAUCUAAAGAGUUUCUGGUCAAAAGGUGAAGGACCGAAAUUCAGUGAGAGAAAACCAUCAACUAACAAAAGUGAAAGAUCAGACUCACAUGUGUCCAGCUCUGUGUCUGUGAAGAGUGACUGUUCAAAAGGUGAAGCACCAAACUUCAGUGAGAGAAAACCAUCAACUAACAAAAGUGUAAGAUCAGACUCAGAUGUGUCCAGCUCUGUGUCUGUGAAGAGUGACUGUUCAAAAGGUGAAGCACCAAACUUCAGUGAGAGAAAACCAUCAACUAACAAAAGGGUUCAAUGGAAGACAUCAGACAUUCAGACUCACAGGAAACAUGAGAGUUUCAAAGACAAUCUCCUAGGGAUCUUCCAGGAUCUUGAGAGCAAAAUAAUCACAUUUCUGAAGAAUGAACUAGAAAAGUUUAAGAAAAUAUUACUGAAAGAAAACACUCAAUACUUUGUGAAUGACUUUAAUGAGAAUAGAUGCAGUACCAAAGCAGCAGCUCUUGAUCUCACACUACAUUACCUGAGAGAGAUGAAGCAAGAUGAAGCUGCUGAUGCUCUAGAAGAUGAGCUGCUCUUCAUUCAUCAGCUCAAAUGUGGCCUAAAGAAGAAGUAUCAAUGUGUGUUUGAAGGAAUUGCGAAGCAAGGUGACUCCACACUUCUGAAUAACAUCUACACAGAUCUCUAUAUCACUCAGGGUGGCAGUGAACAGGUCAAUACUGAACAUGAGGUCAGACAGAUUGAAGUUGCUUCCAGGCGUCAUGAAUCUCAAGAGAUACAGGUUAAAUGCACACAAUUGUUUGAAGCUCCUGAACAAGGCAAAGAGAUCCGAACUGUUCUGACAAAAGGAGUCGCUGGCAUCGGAAAAUCAGUCUCUGUGCAAAAGUUUGUUCUGGACUGGGCUGAAGGAAAAGAAAAUCAAGAUAUCAGAUUCAUAUUUCCUCUUCCAUUCAGAGAGAUGAACUUAAUGGAGAAAGAAACACUAAGUUUGAUGGACCUUAUAACUCAGUUUUUCCCAGAGACAAAAGGACUGAACCUUACAAGAAGGAAUCAAUUCAAAGUCCUGUUCAUCCUUGAUGGAUUGGACGAAUGUCGGCUUCCUCUGAAGUUUGAUUGUAAUGAGACGUGGCGUGAUGUAUCAUCACCAGCCUCUCUGGAUGUUCUCCUAACGAACCUCAUGAAGGGAAAUCUGCUUCUUUCUGCUCUCAUCUGGAUCACCACCAGACCAGCAGCUGCCAGUAAGAUUCCUCCUGACUGUAUCGACCGGCUGACAGAGAUACGAGGAUUCAAUGAUGCUCAAAAGGAAGAGUACUUCAAGAAAAGAUUCACGGAUCAGAAUCAGGCCAACACAAUCAUUGAUCAUGUUAAAAAAUCAAAGAGUCUCUUUAUCAUGUGCCACAUCCCAGUCUUCUGCUGGAUUUCAGCCACUGUUCUCCAGAACAUUCUGGAGGAGAAAGGAAAUAAUGAUGUGAAAAUCAAUCAGGCUGAUGAGAUCUCUAAAACACAGCAGAAAUCAAACACUGAAGAAACUCCCAAGACUCUGACACAAAUGUACACACACUUUCUCCGCUUUCAGAUGCAGCAGAGCCGCCAAAAGUAUGAUGGAGAAUUCACACCAGAUGUUUCUUGGGAUAAAGACGCCAUCCUUUCACUGGGGAAACUGGCAUUUCAUCAGCUGGACAGAAACAACGUGAUCUUCUAUGACACAGACCUGGAAGCCUGUGGUAUUGACGUCUAUAAGGCAUCAGUGUACUCAGGCAUGUGUACCCAGAUCUUUAAGGAAGAAACAGGGAUCAUUCUUGGUACCAUGUACUGCUUUGUUCACUUGAGCAUUCAAGAGUUUAUUGCAGCCCUUUAUGCACAUCUGUUUCUAGACAUCAGCAAGACAAGAGUGUUUGAUCAUGAGUCUACAGAACAGAAAAACAAAAAUGAACCCAUGAUUGAUUUUCUCAAGACUGCAGUGGACAAGGCGCUCAAGAGUGACAGUGGACACCUGGACCUUUUCCUUCGCUUCCUCCUCGGUCUGUCACUCCAGUCCAAUCGACGACUCUUACGAGGUCUGUUAUCACAGCAAGAUGACAAUGUCCAGAGCAACAAGAGAAUAGUUCAGUACAUCAAGCAGAAAUUAGAAGGUAAUCUGCCUGCAGAGAGAUCCAUCAAUCUGUUCUACUGUCUGAAUGAACUGAAUGACCAAACUCUGGUGAAGGAGAUUCAGACCCACCUUAGCAAAGGAAGUCUCUCAUCUGGUGACCUUUCACCUGCCCAGUGGUCUGCUUUGGUCUUUGUGUUGUUGACAUCAGAGGAAGAGCUGGAGGAGUUUGAUCUUCAGAAAUUCAAGCAAUCAGACGAGUGUCUCAUUAGAUUAUCGGCAGUCAUCAAAACCUCCAGAAGAGCUCUGUUGAAUAAUUGUAACUUAACAGACAAAAGCUGUUCAGCUCUGGUUACAGUUCUGGGAUCAGAUACUAAUCUGAAAGAGCUGAAUAUGAAUAAUAAUAAUCUGCAGGAUUCAGGAGUGAAGCAGCUCUGCACUGGACUGACAAAUAUAAAGUGCAAAUUGGAGAUAUUGAGUUUAAGCUGCUGUGAUAUGACAGAUGAAGGUUGUUCUGCUCUGACUAAAGCUCUGAAAUCAAACCCAUCACACCUGAGAGAGCUGAACCUGAGCAGGAAUAAACUAGGAGACUCUGGAGUGAAAAACCUCAGUGAUCUACUGAUGAACCCACAAUUCAAGCUGGAGAAACUAGAUCUGAGUUACUGCAGUAUUACAGAGAAACAGUGUCUCAUCCUGACUUCAGCUCUGAAAUCAAACCCAUCACACCUGAGAGAGCUGAACCUGAGCUGGAAUAAACUAGGCGACUCAGGAGUGAAGCACCUAUGUGACAUACUGAAGGAUUCACACUGUAAACUGGAGAUAUUGAAUCUACAUUACUGUGGCAUUACAGAUGUUUCUUCUUUAACUCAGUAUUUGACUAACUCAACAGCACUGCAGUUUUUAAAAGAGCUUGAUCUGAGUUACAAUAAGAUAGGAGACUCAGAGCAGCGGCUCCGUGAUGUGCUACGAGACUCAAACUGUGUCCUGAGAGUAGAUAAAUUUUAAUCACCAAACAUCCCUGAUGGAUCGUUUACAUCAGUUUAAAUCUGUGAAAUGAUCAUGAGAGGAUCAGAGACCAUCAGAUGAUCCACAGAAGAGUCUCUACUGCGUCUAUGAGGAGAAAUAAAUGUGUGAUUAAUGUGUAAAUGUGUUUCAUACAGGUGGAAGAGACUCAGAUUUACAGUUAAAUAAAGCAGCAUGUGUGUUAGCAUGAGUAUCAGAAACAUAUGAUAUUGAAUGAUUAAUGUUGUUUUAAUAUUCAGAUGAUGGUUUUGUGUUAUUUAAAGGAGGAACAGGAGGAAGAAGCUCAGAUGAGUCUGUCAGCAGAAAUCUUCAGUAUCAGGCCUACAAAUAUAAUAAUGUUUGGAUUAAACUUAUCCAUAAUGAUUAAAAUGUGUCUAAUCAUAAAUGUGAUUGUCAAGUAUAGCACAUAAAUGAUAUAAUAUGAUAUAAAGUAAGUCUACAAUCAAA